AUGGCGAAUAAAGCGGGUGGAAAAUAUGGGAGAAUAUUACAAGAAAAUAUCAAAGCUGCUGCACAAACUAAAUUAGACUUAGAUUUAGUAUUAAAUCAGAAUGAAGCGUCCAUUUUUGAUCGUUACAAAGAAGUUGGUGGUGAUAUAGCAAUUCUUUUCUAUGGAAUGUUACCAUUAUUAUCCCAUUUUGCGCAAUCAUCAACAUAUGCAUCAAUGUUUAAACAAUUAAAGCCAUUAAAUUUGUAUAGUAUUGUAAUUGGACCGCCAGGCUGUGGAAAAUCACCAAACUUCAAAUAUUUAUUGACUGCAGCAACAACAGUCACAAAAAUGUUUAGACAUGAUUAUAUGAAAAACAUACCGUCUGGUGGAGCUAAUACACAGUCGGGAAAUAGUGUAACAAAUAGUCCAAAUGGGUUGGCUUUAUUGAAAUCACUGGCUACCGGCAAUGUAUGUCUGGUAAAUGAUGAGAUAGAUGGUGUAUUUGGGAAGUGGGGUAUAUACAAUGAGAAAUCCACAGAAGAAAUUCCAUUAUUAUGCGCUUCAUUUGAUGGCAUUGAAGGAUUAUCCCGCUCAACAUCACGUACAACAAUUGAAAUAAAUGGUGCGAAAUUGUCGGUUUUAGGCGGUACAACAGGCACACAUUUAGCUAAUGUUUUGCAACGUUGGUCAAACUGGAAUGGUCAAGAUGGUUUGUUCAGUCGUAUGAUAUUCUUACCUGUUUGGUAAAGUAUUGAUAAACUACCGCUGAUAUCGAAAUGAUAUUCUAUUGAGCCAAGCAAAUGACAUACAAUAAAAACGUGAGUAAACGAUGGUAUACCAGCACCAUCCGGAUAAAAUUUUUCAUGAUUUGGACGGGUUGCUUGUUUAUACCAAACAGG
Didymodactylos carnosus is the source of this 878-nucleotide messenger RNA. NCBI's taxonomy places the organism in Eukaryota, Metazoa, Rotifera, Eurotatoria, Philodinida, Philodinidae. The record is from the annotation of a GenBank genome assembly.